AGCGCCAAGCGGGUGCGCCACGCCGCCAGGGCCGCGCUGUGACUCAGAGAAAGCUGGCGGAGAAGAUCGAUGGCAGCAGGGAAAAGCCUGCCCGUUCCUUGCAUUGACCUGGCCAGGGGAUACAACCAAGGGCCGCCGGCGCCCGCCUUGCUGCCUACCUCGGCCGCGCCCAAGGGAGGUCGGGGCCUUCAUUCCCAUCCGGAUGCCGCCCGGCCCAAAGUGGCUGGGCUCCCGGCCUUUUCCAGACGGCGCACGCAGCUUGGGCCUCAGGACCGGAAGCCGGAUGACGCUGCCGGGUUCAACUUGAACAGCGUGAAUUUCAUGCCCAUCGGGCUGCGCCGGCGCCGGCCCCCGACCGGACCCCGACCCCAUCGCCGACCGGGCAAAGCUUGGCUGGGCGCGCCGGCCGCGGGCGCUAGCGGUGCCGUAGACUUGGUAUAUUCCCCAGAAAUUCCGGGCGGACAAAGAUCGCGGGCGCGACUAGCUAGGGGAGGAAGGGUUGAGUUUUGAGGAGGUCGCUGCGGAGUUCCACUUCAGCACGCAGAAGGAAGGUAUGAAAGAAGCAGGGGGCGGCAUGCAAUGGCGGCCGGCGGGCAUGGGGCCUGCCUCCUUACUUUGCCCGGUUGCGCUGCCCGGCUUCAAGGAGUGUCCCCGCCGCGGCUAGGCCUAGGCGGAAAACUACGCCUACAGUAGGGAAAGAACGCGAGCAGUGGCGAAGGAAGAGGCGAAAAGAGAGGAGGUUGGCGCGUUCAUCAGCGGAGGAGCCGGGCCGCCCAGUAGGCGGGCCCGCGCAAAGGGAAGAAAAGCCAAACGGCCGGCGACUCUCUCCGGGCCGCCCCGUGUUCUCAGCGAGCGAGCA
This is a messenger RNA of Amoebophrya sp. A120, 859 nucleotides long. Lineage: Eukaryota; Dinophyceae; Syndiniales; Amoebophryaceae. The record is from the annotation of a GenBank genome assembly.